Molecule: messenger RNA, 1618 nt
Organism: Etheostoma spectabile (orangethroat darter)
Lineage: Eukaryota; Metazoa; Chordata; Actinopteri; Perciformes; Percidae
Product: gastrula zinc finger protein XlCGF17.1
Exons: 2
Coding region: 125-1258 (377 amino acids)
Biological process (GO): epidermal cell differentiation; regulation of transcription by RNA polymerase II
Cellular component (GO): nucleus
Molecular function (GO): RNA polymerase II cis-regulatory region sequence-specific DNA binding; DNA-binding transcription factor activity, RNA polymerase II-specific
Source: RefSeq, a predicted model, not a curated record
AAUCAGAGAAGAAGAAGUCUUUAUAUUCUUACCGACAUAAACACCGGAGCAGUCAGCGGAGAGAAGCUGUUAGUUGGCUCCAAUUUGCGGCAGAAACCCCGAGGAGUUAGUCUGGUUCUCAGAGAUGGACCGACACCGGAAACAGCUCGAGGUGGUUUUAAACUCGGAAACGGAGCUGCGAGCUUUACCUUCAGAUGUCCAGAAAGUGAUUGUUGGUGAAGAACAUCAGCAGGAGUGGAGCUCCAAUAUGGAGCAAGAGGACACAAAGCCCCCACACAUUAAAGAGGAGCAGGAGGAACUCUGGAUCAGUCAGGAGGGAGAGCAGCUUCAGGAGCCAGAGGAGGCUGACACCACCACGUUCCCAUUCACUCUUCUCCAUGUGAAGAGUGAAGAGGAUGAAGAGAAACCUCAGAUCUCCUUAGAUCCAGAUACACAUUUACAACUAGAUACUGAUGACCAGACUGGACACUCGUCUGAAGCUGAGACUGAUGACAGUGCUGAUUGGGAGGAGACUAGAAAACCUCAGUCAGGUUUAAACUCUCUGAAUAAUAAUGACGUCCCAGACUGUGGUUUGAGAUGUAGUACAGAUACAAAAAAGAGACAUCUGAAGAGAGACGUGAGUUCUCACACAGGAGAAAAAACAUUUAGCUGCUCAGUCUGUAACAAAGCUUUUACAGUAAAUGGAAGUUUACAAAAACACAUGAAAAUUCACAAAGGAGAAAAAUCAUUUAGCUGCUCAAUCUGUAAGAAAGCUUUUAUAGAGAGUGGUUAUUUAAAUAGACACAUGCGAAUCCACACAGGAGAGAAGGCAUUUAGCUGCUCUGUCUGUAAGAAAGCUUUUACAGUGAGUGGGAGUUUACAGAAACACAUGAGAAUCCACACAGGAGAGAAACCAUUUAGUUGCUCCAUCUGUAAGAAUGCUUUUACAGAGAGUGGAAGUUUGCGUAGACACAUGCGAAUCCACACAGGAGAGAAACCAUUUAGCUGCACAGUCUGUAAGAAAGCUUUUACAGUGAGUGGAAGUUUGAAGACACACAUGAGAACCCACACAGGAGAGAAACCAUUUAGCUGCUCAGUCUGUAAGAAAGCUUUUACAUUGAGUGGAAAUUUACAAAAACACAUGAGAAUCCACACAGGAGAGAAACCAUUUAGCUGCUCGGUCUGCAAGAAGGCUUUUACAUUGAGUGGAAGUCUACAUAUUCACUUAAGAACCCACACACACAGGAAAGAAAAAAGGUGGAGUGGAGAUUCAGUCUAGAAGGAGAACAGAGGACCUCAGUCAGGUUUAAACACUCUAAAGAAUUCUCUAAAAGUGAUGUUAAAGGUACUGAAACGCAGUGCCAAUAGGGCGCCGGUUCCAACGUAAGCUGUAACGACGCCAAAUAAGAACGAACAUUUAAUUGCAUGUUUUCAGUGCCUGACUUUUUAUUUUAUUCAGAAGCAUUGUUGCACAGGGCGCUGUGUUACCGUUAGCUACUAGCUGGAUUAAACACAAUGGUUGUAAUGCUAACCGCUUACGUUAAGCGGUGUAAAGUGUGACUGUGUUUCCCUGGAGAGGAUUCCAACACCGGGACGUAACAGUCUGCAGGCAGCUGCCGUUGUCGGAAAAAACAACACA